This is a messenger RNA of Nicotiana attenuata, 2224 nucleotides long. RefSeq names its product UDP-glucuronate 4-epimerase 3-like. The coding region runs from base 465 to 1775 and encodes 436 amino acids. The transcript has 2 exons. NCBI's taxonomy places the organism in Eukaryota, Viridiplantae, Streptophyta, Magnoliopsida, Solanales, Solanaceae. The record is from RefSeq and is a predicted model, not a curated record.
UUUAAUAAAUUCUUCAAACCUCAUUCUUCUCUCUCUCUCUCUCUCUCUCCUAUUAGUCCCCAUACGCCCAAUCUCUCUCACUCUUUCUCAUCACCCAUUUCCUUAAUCAAUCAUCAUUUUCCUUCUGUAAAAACCAAAGCCAAAGAAGCCCCACAAAUGUAAAACCGCUAUCCUCCAACAGUCCUUUCAAGAAAACCAUUAGAUUCCCAUAAAUAAAGGGCUUAAUGUUCCAUAUUCCUUCAUUCCCACCAUUUUUUCCUCAUUUCUUCUUUUCUCCAUUUCCACAACCCAAAAAAAUAAAUCAAAUCUUUCACAAAGAUGGGUGGAAAAAAGGAGGAAAUUUUUAAACUCUAACACUUAGUUUUUUUUUUCAAUAAAAUCCAAGAAAGUUGCUUAUUUUGCCUUGAAAACAAGAGAUACCCAAAUUGGGGUAUGCUCAAAUCUCCAAGAUUUCCCUAGAAUAUAUGUCCCAAAUGAAGCACAUUGACAAUAUCCCAUCAACUCCUGGAAAGUUCAAGGAAAAAUCCCCUUACAAUAGGCUAAGGCUCCAUUUUUCUUUAACCAAGCUCACAUUUUGGUCAUUUGUGUUCUUGGGGUUGAUCUUUGUAUUCUUUUUCAGAUCACCAUCUUCUUCUUCUUCAUCCCCUGCAGCUUCAGAUCUCUCAAGAAGAUCUCUGAGAACCAACUCUUAUGAUGGUCCAGCUUGGGAGAAAAGGAUUAAAGCCUCAGCUAAAGUCAGGUCACAUUCUGGUAUUUCGGUUUUGGUAACUGGUGCUGCUGGUUUUGUUGGGACACAUGUCUCGGCUGCCUUAAAACGUCGCGGUGAUGGCGUUGUAGGGUUGGAUAAUUUCAAUGAUUAUUAUGAUCCAACCCUGAAAAGAGCCCGGCAAGCUCUGUUAGAGCGUGCCGGGGUCUACGUUGUAGAGGGCGACAUCAAUGAUGUCGCCCUUUUGAAGAAAUUAUUUGACAUUGUUCAAUUUAGUCAUGUUAUGCAUUUGGCUGCACAAGCUGGUGUGAGGUAUGCCAUGGAAAAUCCUGGCUCAUAUGUGCAUAGUAACAUUGCUGGUUUGGUUAAUGUUCUUGAAGUUUGCAAAAAUGCUAAUCCUCAACCUGCUAUUGUGUGGGCAUCUUCUAGUUCUGUGUAUGGCUUGAAUACUAAGGUUCCCUUUUCAGAAAAGGAUAGGACAGACCAACCUGCUAGUUUAUAUGCUGCAACUAAAAAAGCUGGUGAGGAAAUUGCUCAUACUUAUAAUCAUAUAUAUGGGCUUUCAUUAACCGGAUUGAGAUUUUUCACGGUUUAUGGACCAUGGGGUCGGCCAGACAUGGCGUACUUCUUUUUCACAAGGGAUAUUUUGAAGGGAAAGUCAAUUCCCAUUUUUGAGGCAGCUAAUCAUGGGACUGUUGCUAGAGACUUUACCUACAUUGAUGACAUAGUAAAGGGUUGUUUGGCUGCAUUGGACACUGCUGAAAAGAGUACGGGAAGUGGUGGGAAGAAGAAAGGCCCUGCUCAAUUGAGGGUGUUCAAUUUGGGCAACACUUCCCCUGUGCCGGUUUCUGAUCUUGUUAGCAUUCUGGAGAGGUUGCUAAAGGUAAAGGCUAAAAGAUCGGUGAUGAAGUUGCCAAGGAACGGUGAUGUGCAGUUUACUCAUGCAAAUAUAAGCUUUGCGAAAAGGGAGCUUGGAUAUAAGCCUACAACAGAUCUACAGACAGGAUUGAAGAAAUUCGUUCGAUGGUACCUCAGUUACUAUGGCGAUGGAAAGAAGAGCGCGCAAUGAUACAUUCUUUCAAUUAUGUGUUUCUUUCUGGAGAGGGGAAAGAAAGAACCAAUUGAAGCUGCAAAUGCAACAUAUACCUAACAAUGAUGCUUUAUUGGUAAUAGUUGCAACAUACACCAAAAAUGACAAAUUAUGAAAUCUUUUUUCUUCUGGUAGCACAAGAGAAGAGUGAUUACAGGUAUCAAUUAUCAUCAUCUUGUUAAGAAGCCAGAAGAAGUGAAAUCCCAACUCCAGCGCUUCUAUCUUUCCCCAGCUAAGUAGUUUGUAGAGGAUCAAAUGUUCAUCCUCUGCGACUUUUUAGGUUUAAUGUCUAAAAUGUGCUCCUUUUAAUUUCGGAUACUCUUCAAAAAUAAGUAAUAGCAGAAUGAAAGACAAUGUUGUAUUGAUGUGGACGAGCUUUUUUACAAUUUUUUGUUAUAUCAAAGCAGCUAACAGUAGUAUUUGUGAUA